Messenger RNA from Asterias rubens (European starfish), 2123 nucleotides. RefSeq lists its product as uncharacterized. The coding region runs from base 828 to 1184 and encodes 118 amino acids. The transcript has 3 exons. Lineage: Eukaryota; Metazoa; Echinodermata; Asteroidea; Forcipulatida; Asteriidae. The record is from RefSeq and is a predicted model, not a curated record.
CGUACACUGCCAAUGGAAGACAUUCGCAUGUAUUUUGAAAGGCGACAUUUAAUGUACUGCACAUGGUUUUUUGUGUGGGUCGCUGUGCGUUCUAUUUAUAUAGCUGCACUUCUACGGGAGCACGUGCACUGCCAUAGGCGACAUUGGGCAAGUAAAACCCUAUGCAAUUACUAGAUCGGUUCGCCGUACGAGACAGCGACCAUUCUGAAAAAACCCUCCUCACCACGGCCAAGUGUAGUGUAUUCACGCAUGAGAUAAAGGUGACAUCGGCAUUUCCCACGUCGUGGGGAUUUACAUAGUACUACAGCGGGAGACCAGGGCCAAGUUUGCCGUGCGUCGCUCACUCUAUACCCACGGGGGUGACGACUGUAUGGAUUGAUGUACGGAGGUCUUCGUGGUUUGAAGCAGUUCAGCCAGGGUGCAACAGUAGUACCACAGGGUACCUUAUUAUAACGACGAUAAUUAUGCGGGUACACUGUGCUUUACAUGGUCAGUAUUAUUAAGUUGUCUUCUUACGAUAAUAUAAGACGGCAGCAGAAAACGCUUACUGUAGUAUUGUAUUGCAACAAUACUGCACUCCCAGCACUAUAAUUAUAUGGACUACUUCAUUGCUUCAGCUGUUUCCACAGCCUUGGUAUAAAGACGAGUUCUAGAUUCUCCACAUCCUCACUUCAACAUUGCGGGAUAAUUUAAUCUGGCAGCAUCGAUUGCGUCUUCACGUGUAGACACACCUCCACUGCUUUCAGGUUUCGCACGGCUAGAAAAAGGCUACACAUCACACACGUUUGUUCCUGAAUCCUGAAUCAGCUGAUGUUACUUCGUCCGCUAUGGGAGCACAACAGAGCACUAACGGGUCUGACGACGCUUAUAAAGUGGAUAUCUUCGGGGAAGACAUACGGAAAAAGUUCGAUAGAGGUGAGCUGAAGGUGACGCCGACGCACCUGUGCUUCAUGGGAGCCAAGAAUAGCUUCGAAUGGCCCCUCCAGGAUUUUAAGCGGUUUGGUCAGGCUAAACGUGUCUUCUCGGUCGAGCUCCUAGACUUCAACGACGUGCUCAACACUAGAGAAAUCAUCUUUCGCUCCAAGAGGGCACAGGUUAUCUGUGACGACUUCCGGGGGAAACUAGCCGCGUUGGAGCAACACGUUCAACCGGAGAGUCCACCAAUGAUCGAGGCGGUGUCUUGAUACCUCGUUCCCAAAUUCUCAUGGAAUCGUCGAACUCUUAGUUGAGGUGGGGGAGUAUGUGCCCAGUUUAACUUUUAAUAUCAAAACAUUUUCUUGAUGGGUGUGCGAGAGCAUGCUGCCGAGAGCUCACUAAAAAGCAAUGAUGGUAAUUUACCGUAAACCUUUACAGAAACUGCAGGCCAGUGUUGUUGCUGCAAGUCGGAGCAUGUUUAGAUUUCACUGUUUUCUUCCACUAAUAUGCGAACGCAAAAGAGCAGAGAUAAAAAAACACCCUUUGCGUCAUAAUCGUCUUUUCUGGUACUUUGUCUAUUUGUGAAUUUCCCUUUGUGGAACAGAAUUUUAUCACCAGUCUUCAAUGUUCUUCAAUUGAAGAUUAGCAAGUGGGUGCUUCACGAAAACUUCAAAACCAACUCAUGACUGUUAAAAAGGAGAAUUUUUCGUGGACAGUGGUGGUUCGCCAUGUUGUCCGCCGUGCGUCAGUGGCGGCCAUAAUAUAACCACCCAUCGUAAACCGGUUUAGUUGCUCGGUGUAUUUGCACCUGGAAUUUGAUCAGUUUAUAGACCAAACUCUGUUGCCACAGAAUCACCCUUAUUAUAUUAAACAAUAAUCACAAAUCAUUCGAUAGAGACAAAAAUAUAUGCGGGAGAGGUCAUGGAGUCCUGAAAGUGACGAUCCCUGAAUUGUAUUUUUUUUCAGCUGAUUUUAUUCUAGUCUGAACAGUGUGGAUGCAGCGGUAUUAACUGUGAUAACCUCGCCGUUCAUCAAGAUGCAUUUUGACGGCAGAAAGAACUUUGCAUGUAAGGGAAGGAAGUAGAGGCCUCGAAAUAAGGUGGUCAUUGUUGAAAAUAGUUAAGUUUUCCCUGUUUUUUUGUUAUGCAAGUCGCCAGACACAAGGCCUGAAGGCCACUUCAAGGUGUGGGUUAGAAUUUUUGUCCAGA